Messenger RNA from Gopherus flavomarginatus (Mexican gopher tortoise), 5027 nucleotides. RefSeq names its product lines homolog 1 (gene LINS1). The transcript is spliced from 6 exons. Lineage: Eukaryota; Metazoa; Chordata; Testudines; Testudinidae. The record is from RefSeq and is a predicted model, not a curated record. Bases 1319 to 3658 code for a protein of 779 amino acids.
UUAGCUUGUUUUUAAUACGACUGUUUAAUAAUGCUUUUAAUGUUUGGCCGUUUAAAAAUAUUUUGGUGCCAAUCCUGCAAAAACUUGCACAGUUAUCAGCAAGUACUUAUAAUAAACUUAAGUUUGAAGCCUUCAUCCUGCAGACACACACAUGCAGGCAGAUCUUGAUGCUGGUGUAUUAUUCUACUGACUUCUUUGGGACUCUAUAUUGGUUCAAGGGUGUACUCACCUGGAUCCAUUUACAGAAUUGGGGCCUUAUUUUCUUUAGUUAAAAUCCAAUGUGAAUGUAUUGUUUUCCUUUUUUGAGUUUUGUUUGUCCACCAACCAAGUGGUUUAAAACUUGGUAUAGUGAAUAGCUUUAAAAGGAGAGUAGAUCAGUUGUUGGGAUGUCUGCAGCGUAAAAGAAUAUGCAAGUUUGUAUGUGUUUAGUCAAAACAAGCUAUGGUUAAACAUCUAUGGAAUACAAGGUUGAAUACAUUUUCUCCAGUGGACAAACAUCAAGACAUACUGGCUGUGUAUCUUUACUCAGUUCUUUUAAAAAAAAAAAAAGAAAAAAAGAAAAAAAAACUUAUUCAUAGCUGACAAAAUCCAGGAUGUUGUAGGAAAGGGUGCUGGCAAUGCAGUAGAUGGCACUGUUCCCUCAUGUCUGAAUCAGUGUCCCAGCAUGAUGAUUGAAGGCACUGUGUGUUGCUGGAGCUUAUACACAAGUGACUUUAAAUUGAGGUCUCGAUCAUUCAGGAUGGUAUGGUAUUUUUGCAUGAUCUGGUCAAAUUGACUCAGUAAUUUCCCCCUGCCUGCCUAAAAUUCCUCUGGAGUUUCAAACGGUCACAGUAUUUUUCACUUUCUGCUCCAUUUCAGAAGUAUUGCUAUGCACCCAGUCCUGCAUCCAAAUGGCUUCAUUUCAGAGGUUGGCAAGAUUCCUGGAUUUGUAGUAUAACAAAUUUUGUGCUUUGGGAUGUUUGGAUGAAGAGUUUUGUGUAAUGUCAGUUAUCAUCCUUGCAGUUUAAGGAAUAUUGUGCUAAAUGCACAUUCCCAGAUUGUUUCUUUCAAAUGAUGUUUAUUAAAAGUAGUUUCAUUUUAACUAUGGUGCUCAGUAAAUGAUCCAUGUUCAGCUGUAUCAUUCUGCUAAUCUAUUAAAUUUAAUAGCAAAAAUGAUUUAAUCUCAUUACUUUUUUUCUUAGAUACCCUAGAAGAAAUGCCUUUGUAAAGCUACAAAUCCAUUUCUUUGGACAGAAAUAAUUUCAGAAGUGACCCAUAAUUCCCACAAGUAACAAGUGAAGGUGUGAGGCAUUCUCCAAAACAUAAAAUUUUUCCCAAAAUGGGAGAUCUCUCUUUUCUCCAACAGCUGCAUAGAGAUGUGCUGGUAGGCACUCCUUUAACAAAGAACAGCCAGGAUUAUGCUUCUUUCCUCAAUCCGCAUGUUUCACCACAAGAUUCAUCCGCGAGAGUUAAUGAGUCACAUAAUCAAAUAUACCUAGAAUCUCCUAACUGGGGCACUUGGAGCCAUCAGGACUCUGCUGUUUCAGAUGCUCUUGCCAUUAUGACAGAUGAUAAAUCUGAUAGCUUUGCAAACACGAGCUCUUCAAUGUUCUGUUCACGGGAAAUGAUUCUGCUACAGUUAACAUUGAUCAAGAUGAUGAUUGCCAAAGUACAGUCCCAGGAAACUGAAUUCAACAUAAAACAGAAGUACCUUGAUAUAAUAACAAUUCUUCUGAAAGAGACAAAAAUUGAUUCAAAAUUAAUUUGUCUGUGCAGUAGUUCUGAUAAACUGUUGUCUCACAUGGCUUCAAAAAGUAUAGCCUCCCUUAUAUUCUUCCAACUAAAGAAAGAGAAUACAUUUAAUGUCACCUGGCUCGCUUUUUGUUUGAAGACUCUGUCAGAAUUCCCUAAGAGUGAUCAAGUAGCGGAAUGUCUGUGGAUUCUUAGAGCUAUUAUUAGAGACAUUUUGAAAGAUAAAGAUUUGCACAAAGCAGAUAUCCUGAAAAAGGUUUUCACUCCUCUUGAUACUGUACUUGAAGGAUUUUACAAUUCCAUUUUGUCUCGUCGUUUUAACUGCUGCCAAGAUACUUCACUAUAUUCUAAAGCUGCAAACAACUUGAUCGGAUUCAUAGAUUUUCUUGAAGUUCUUGUGGCCUCAAGAAUUCAAAUAGAGUCACAUUUCAAAUGCCAAAGAAUUUUAUUUUUGAAUACUUCUGGCAUCUUAGACCUCACUUAUUCAUCAGUUGAUUAUUUAAUCAAGAAGAAGUCCAUUAUGCUCCUUAAAAAAUGCAUCCUUUAUAAAGCUGGUGAAGAUUUCAUAAGUGGAUCAUUACCCACUUUAUCCCUACAGGAUCCUUAUUUGGAUAAGGAUAUGUUAGCACUGGCUAAUGUUGUUUUGCAAGCUGUGAAUUUGGGGUGGCUGAAUCAAAUACCUGUUUCUGAAAAAGCCAGCUAUUUUGGAGGCAGUGAAGCUCAACCUGAGGAUGGCAUCCACAGUGGUCCUGACCAAGUUAUCCUCAGAGCCUUAAGUUUGAUUUUACUUAAAGCUUUAGAGAUCAAGGUCCAGAAUGCUUCUGAAGCAGCUGAAAUAAAAGACUUGCAGAGUUUCAUGUCCCAGUUAUUGAUAUUCUUGAAGAAACAUCUGAAGUCUUCUCCAUAUUUUCAUCCAAAUGUACAUCCUUGUGAGUGGCUUUCCAUGGUCUUUAUAGAGCAAGAUGAUGACAUGCUGGAAGCUGCUAAAUCGUUGUUAACGGUUUAUUUAAAGUUUGAUAGGUUGUGGCAUGAUGCUGCUGGUAACUUAGGCCUUGCAGCAGAAGACUACGAAACCUGGAUCUGCCUGACGCAUGAGAGUGGCUGUAAUCCUCACUGUAUCUUUUUAUUUUUCCUAAGAAGUAUUGCGUUUGAUUCCACAGUUCUUCUUGACUUUUUGAUUUCAUCAGAAACCUGCUUCCUUGAGUAUUUUGUAAGAUAUUUAAAACUUCUUAGAGAAAACUGGCAUCAUUUUGUCAACAUCUCUAACUGCUUUGAUGUUGCGGCUAAAAGAGGUGUGUGUGUUUCUUUUGUCACCUCAUCCCACCAAGAAAAAAAACCCUGUCUGACAGAUUUAAGUUUGGAAAAUGCUUGUUGUGAUCCAGUACAACACACUCUGGUAUCUUUGGCUUCUUCCCAGAAGCCUUCUGUACCCAUGGAACAGCAAGGUGUUGACCAAGUUGUAAAACUCAACAAGUCUAACUCAUUAAUAUGGACUGAUAACACAUCUGCAUUGGAUUGCCUUCAAAGCCUUGUCAAUUAUGACAGUUCAGAAGAUUCUGAAUUGGAAUCAGUAGGAAAGGAGUGUUUGGCAAACAUGAAGCAGAUGCCUUCAAACAAUCAAGGCAGUACAAAGAUAAGGGAAACUGUUUGUAUGGAUGUACAUGACAAACCCCAUACACUUGAAUCUAAAGUGUUGCCCCUGAAACAAAAAAGCUCUAAUCCCUUGUCACUCGGGGUAUGUAAUAUGUCUCCAAAUAACCCUGUGCCUGUAGAAAGAAUGCUUCUCAAAUCAAUGAAAUGUUUGGAAGAACUGCAAAAAUCAAUUUCUAGGUUACAGAGAAGAAACCUUUUCCCAUACAAUCCAGCUGCAUUGUUGAAACUGUUGAGUCACAUUGAGACAACCAGUAAAAGCAUGAAUCUACUAUAAGGCAAUGAAGUGCUAUUGUUGACAUUUUGAAGUAAUUUCAAACUAGUGUGUGAUGGAAUGUUUCCACAAGAAGAGUGUACAUGCUCAAAGAUACUUUUCUUUUGGACCUAUCAACGUGUUUAGACCAAGCAGGCUCAACUGGUUGCCAACUGACACUUUGAAAAGACAAAACUGCAGCGGUGUUUAAGUACUCAACCUGUUGUUUCAUGGUCCCAAACUUACUUAUGGUACGUAUGACAGAGUGAGGGUGAGUUACUGGGUAUUAGCAAAUUUAACAAAUUGAUUAUUCACAUAAAGACAUAAUAAAGUACUUCCACUUGAAGUGUAAGGUGUAAUUCUUCUUAAUGUCAUUUUAACAUCAUAAGACCCAGCUAGAUUGUUAGUGCAUUACUGAUGCUGAUGCAGUGAUAAUUCCAGACUCAAGUACUUAGAAGCAAAGCUAUGUAAGCUCUUUGAGGCAAGGUUCAUCUGUUUUGUGUUUAUAAUGCCACAGUGCCUAGGAGCCUCAGUCCCGGACCAGGACCUCGUUGUGCUAGGUGCUGUACAGACAAAAAAUUAUAUCCCGUUCCUCCACUUCUGUGAUUUUAAUGCUAAGUUAUAUUUAUUGUUUCAUUUUUUGACCUUUACUGUAGGGCUGAUCAGCUAGUAGCUUAGCACUUUUAUUGGCCCAAAUUGGAAUUGAUGAUGUCACUGAAAAUUGAGUUUAAAAUGAAUGCCUAAAACAUAAUCAGGUGCAUUCCUUUUUAAAAAAAAAAAAGUUGAAACUAGUAUAUAAAUUCCCUAUUUAAAUGAAAAUUUGUUAAUGCAGCAUAAAAUUUAAAAUCUAAAUUGUGCAAUGCACAAGUAAAAUCAACGGCAAUGCUUACGGACGUGCAUUAACGCCCUAUAAAUUAUGAUGUAGAAUGCAUAGCACCGUAGCAUAUUAAAAUACACAAUUAGAAAAAAUGGAUAACUGGCUUGCAUUGCAAAUAUACAAUGUAAACAUUAGUAUUAGAACAUAUUUUCUGCGUUUACUUACUACCUUUGAUUAACUGACUAAUCUCACUGUUGCUAAUGGCUGUGUUAAUACAUUUAAAUUGCUUAAUAUUAUGCAUAAUGUUAUCAUUUUAAAUACUGCCAGUUGGGCAAUAUCUUUCACAUAUUAGUGAAGUAAGAAGGGUGGGUGGAUGAAUUUCCUGUUUGGCAGGUGCCAAUUUUCUAUCAGUUUACCUACCUGCAAUGACUAGCUUCACAACUUUAAAACAGAAACUUAGAAUUUUCAGGAUAUUGUAGAAUGCAGCAAAAUUGGAGAGGCCCUACAUUUGAGGAUUUUUUUUUUAAAGAUUGUGUUACUUGUAUAUAAAAAUACAUUGGUAAAUUGUGUAGAAAA